AUUUACUUUUGUACACUAAAAAUGAUCUCCAGCCAUUGAAGCCUGAUGGGUUCCGAACCCUGCACACCUUCUCGCGGUCGGGUCCGUUUGCCGGCCCGAUCUUAAGAUAACAGAACCCUGCUUCGCUCUUUUGAUAAGCCUUCUUACUUCCUCCCCAAGUCGCGAGAAUAGAAAGAGAGAACCCCUUUUUCCAUUUCCUACCUGCCCCUGCUCCUCGCUCUGCUCUCCGCCAUCCCCGCACAUACCUCGCCGCCUUCUUCUUUCUCUCGCGCCGAUGUCGAUCUUCGAGUACAAUGGGAGCGCCCUUGUGGCUAUGGUGGGCAAGAACUGCUUCGCGAUCGCGAGCGACCGGCGCCUCGGCGUUCAACUCCAGACCAUCGCGACCGACUUCCAGAGGAUCUUCAAGAUCCACGAUAAGCUCUAUGUUGGCCUCUCCGGCCUCGCCACCGACGCCCAAACCCUGUACCAGCGGCUUGCCUUCCGCCACAAGCUCUAUCAGCUGCGAGAGGAGAGGGAUAUGAAGCCCGAGACCUUCGCCAGCCUCGUAUCUGCUCUUCUUUAUGAGAAAAGGUUUGGCCCAUACUUUUGCCAGCCAGUAAUUGCUGGAUUAGGAGAUGACAAUGUGCCAUUUAUUUGUACUAUGGAUUGCCUUGGUGCCAAGGAACUUGCCAAAGACUUUGUUGUUUCUGGUACAGCGUCGGAGUCUCUUUAUGGUGCUUGUGAAUCCAUGUACAAGCCUAACAUGGAACCAGAAGAAUUAUUCGAGACAAUCUCACAAGCACUACUGUCAUCUGUUGAUCGUGAUUGUUUGAGCGGUUGGGGAGGGCAUGUCCUCGUUGUGACACCAACCGAAGUGCAGGAACGAACAUUGAAGGGAAGGAUGGAUUAAUCUAAUGAAAACUCAGUACUGGCUAUAUGUUCCCAGAAAACUGCUGCUUUGUUCUCCAAUUGCAGAAACUAACAAAUGAUUUAUCAUUGAGUCUCUGUUUUGUUAGACUGUACUUUCGUAAACCUGAGAGUUUCUUUUCAUUCCUACAGUCUUGUUUUUUAUUAAACUCAAUAUGAAAUCUGGAUAUGGGUUGUUGCAUCUACCUCUCAA
Messenger RNA from Phoenix dactylifera (date palm), 1099 nucleotides. RefSeq names its product proteasome subunit beta type-3. The record is from RefSeq and is a predicted model, not a curated record. Lineage: Eukaryota; Viridiplantae; Streptophyta; Magnoliopsida; Arecales; Arecaceae. Gene Ontology annotation, cellular component: proteasome core complex, beta-subunit complex; cytoplasm; proteasome core complex. Gene Ontology annotation, biological process: proteasome-mediated ubiquitin-dependent protein catabolic process.